AUGGACAAGCACAUCACCACCCCAAUUUCUGACCAAGCAACAGCAUCACAACAACGUAGACAAAGCAUCUACAUAACCCUCGCCCGUUUCCACCCUCCCACGGCGGAGCCAACGAAUGGUACAAGAGUGCUGUCCGCACAUCUCCUACGUGAGGAAGCUAUACGAGCAGCACGAGAGUUCUUGAAUGGUCAUGAUGUGGAUAUAAAUGCGAUCGAGGAUUUUCGUAGUGAGAAUGGACAGGUUGGACUUCGGCCGAAGUUCACCGCUUGUGGGGAGUAUGUUGCUUGGGUUGAGAGUGUGAGGUUGGAUAUGAUGGUGCCGCAGGCACGGGAUGCAGGAGGUACGCGAAUUGGCGACAAUGAGGGCGAUGGUGGGAAAGACGAGGACGAUCUUGCAAGGACUUCGCAAAGAUGA
Messenger RNA from Recurvomyces mirabilis, 414 nucleotides. RefSeq lists its product as uncharacterized. Bases 1 to 414 code for a protein of 137 amino acids. NCBI's taxonomy places the organism in Eukaryota, Fungi, Ascomycota, Dothideomycetes, Mycosphaerellales, Teratosphaeriaceae. The record is from RefSeq and is a predicted model, not a curated record. The transcript has a single exon.